Penaeus indicus is the source of this 1701-nucleotide messenger RNA. RefSeq lists its product as uncharacterized. Bases 1 to 1701 code for a protein of 566 amino acids. The record is from RefSeq and is a predicted model, not a curated record. NCBI's taxonomy places the organism in Eukaryota, Metazoa, Arthropoda, Malacostraca, Decapoda, Penaeidae. The transcript is spliced from 3 exons.
AUGUGGUCGCUCUUCACUGGGUUGUGGCAGCAGUGGAGUUCGAUAGAGAGAACUGCGCUAGUGGCUAGGGAAUUGGCCCGUUACAAAGUUGACAUCGCAGCCCUUAGUGAAACAUGCCUUGCAGACAAAGGACAACUGACAGAGACUGGCGGCGGUUAUACAUUUUUCUGGAGUGGGCGCAGCAUCAAUGAGAGACGCGAAUCUGGUGUGGGAUUUGCCAUUAAAACAAGCCAUGUCCCAAAACUUCCAAGCAUUCCUGAGGGUCUUAGCGACCGACUCAUGAAGAUGCAGCUACCAUUGAGACACAAGACCAAGGCCACAUUGAUCAGUGCCUAUGCCCCAACCAUGACAAACCAUGAUGAGGUCAAGAACAGUUUUUACGAAGAGCUUGAUUGCAUGAUUUCAUCUGUCCCGCAGUCAGAGAAGCUUCUUGUCCUUGGGGACUUUUACGCCCGCGUCGGAACUGAUCAUCAAGCCUGGAACAACACCACUGGAAAACACGGAAUAGGCAAAUGUAAUAGUAAUGGACUCCUACUCAGAACGUGCGCCAAACAUGACCUGGCCAUCACCAACACCAUAUUCCGUCUGCCAACCCGCAACAAAACGUCAUGGAUGCACCCUCUCUCUCGGCACUGGCAUCUCAUAGAUUACGUCAUCACCAGGCUGUCCUCAGAACUGCAAUUGAAACUGGAUGGCAACUUUGAGAACUUCCAUCCAGAUCGCAACAACGUUGACGACUACUGGGCUUCCUUCAGAGAUGCAGUUCACUCUGCGGCCCUGGAAGUUCUUGGCCCAGCUGCCAGACGCCACCAGGACUGGUUUGAUGAAAAUGACAGCGAGAUCCACAAUUUACUGGAGAAGAAACACCGCUUGCUGAGGGCCCACCAAAGUGAUCCCUCCUGUGGGGCAAAGAAGGCUGCUUUCAUAAACAUGAGAAGCAAAGUCCAGUCCAGGCUCCGCUCCAUGCAGGACUCCUGGCUCAGUGCCAAGGCUGAUGAAAUUCAAGGCUAUGUUGACAGACAUGACAUGAAGAGAUUCUAUGAGGCACUGAAGGCCGUCUAUGGUCCACAGUUGAAGGGAUCAUCUCCUCUACUCAGUGCCGACGGCUCAACCCUGCUCACAGACAAGAAGCAGAUCCGUGAGAGAUGGGCCGAACACUUCCACAGCGUGCUCAAUCGCCCCACAGUGAUCAACGACGAAGCAAUUGCACGCCUUCCACAACUGGCAACCAACCAAGAGCUUGAUACUCCACCAACGCAGGAAGAGGUCAACAAAGCAAUCAAACAAAUGACCAGUGGCAAAGCUCCUGGCCCUGACGCCAUCCCUGCAGAGGUUUUCAAGAUGGUCGGCGAAUCCAUCCGCAAUGAGCUGACAAGUCUCUUUCAGACAAUGUGGAACAAACAACUUCUACCCAAAGAAUUUAGGGAUUCCACGAUUGUCCACAUCUACAAGCGAAAAGGAAGCCGUCAAUCCUGCGACAACCACAGAGGAAUAUCGCUCCUGUCCAUAGCUAGCAAAAUCCUGGCGCGCAUCCUCCUCAAUUGCUUGCUGGAACACUUGGAGCAAGGUCACCUCCCAGAGAGUCAGUGUGGCUUUCGUGCAGGGCGAGGCACUGUAGACAUGAUAUUUGCUGCCUAUCAACUUCAAGAAAAGUGCAUGGAACAGCACCACCUGACCUCUACACGACUUUUGUUGAUCUGA